Molecule: messenger RNA, 3554 nt
Organism: Leucoraja erinaceus (little skate)
Lineage: Eukaryota; Metazoa; Chordata; Chondrichthyes; Rajiformes; Rajidae
Gene: galnt13
Product: UDP-N-acetyl-alpha-D-galactosamine:polypeptide N-acetylgalactosaminyltransferase 13
Exons: 12
Coding region: 543-2213 (556 amino acids)
Cellular component (GO): Golgi apparatus
Source: RefSeq, a predicted model, not a curated record
AGCCGAGGCUGUGCUGAGCUGAGCUGCAGACAAGGCGAGGUGGCUGCACCUUGAGUCCGGGGGCAGCGCUGGGCUGCUUUGGUCGGCAAUGGACAGCAGACCUCUUCAUUAAUCUAUCAAAAAAUAAAGGCGCAUGCAUGCAUCAAACUGACAACGCAGCCCCAGGUCAAAGUCAAGAGGAAAGUGAUGGCGGAGCCGCAGAAUUGAGUUGCAGCAAAACAAGAGGAACGUCCCUCGGCUCCACAAUCACUGUUGCACUUCAAGGGCUUUAUUUUUUAUUUGUAAACAACAAUCGUCUUUCCUAUGUGCUGGUGACAAGGGAUUCGCGCUCGCUUUAAGGGCCGGGGAUGCAACAAGUCGAUUGGAGCAAAGACUCCCCGCAUCUGCCUGGAUUAUGUUAUCAUUUCUCAGCACGUGUAUUCCACUAACUGGAUCGGCCUUACAUGCUCCUUCCCUUCCACACUGUGAUCUCGCCAGCUGAGGACACAAAGCUGCACCUUUCAUGAUUGCUGCCGUGGCUCACGAAGAGGAAGCAACUAAUUAUGAGAAGACUGGUUUGCUGCAAGGUUGUGCUGGCCACGUCCUUGAUCUGGGUGCUCCUGGACGUUGUCUUGCUGCUGUACUUCAGUGAAUGCAAUAAGUGUGAUGACAAGAAGGACCGCUCUCUCUUGCCUGCUCUGAGAGCUGUCAUAUCCAGAACACACGAAGGUCCAGGGGAGAUGGGAAAGGCUGUCCUUAUUCCCAAAGAAGAUCAGGAGAAAAUGAGGGAAAUGUUCAAAAUCAACCAGUUUAAUCUCUUGGCGAGCGACUUGAUUGCCCUGAAUAGAACUCUUCCAGAUGUGAGAUUGGAGGGAUGCAAGACAAAGGUUUACCAGGAUGAUCUUCCAGACACAAGUGUGGUCAUUGUUUUUCACAAUGAGGCCUGGAGUACUCUGCUCCGUACAGUUCAUAGUGUACUUAUUCGAUCGCCCAAGAAUGUUCUCGCAGAGAUUAUCCUUGUUGAUGAUGAGAGUGAAAGAGAUUUUUUGAAGAAACCUUUGGAGAAUUAUGUUAAGAAUUUGCAAGUUCCAGUGAAGAUAAUUAGGAUGGAGCAACGUUCGGGAUUGAUCCGUGCCAGGCUUCGAGGGGCAGCUGCUUCAAAGGGCCAGGUCAUUACUUUUCUGGAUGCGCACUGUGAAUGCACGAUCGGCUGGCUUGAACCCCUGCUGGCAAGAAUAAAAGAAAACAGAAAGACGGUGGUCUGCCCAAUUAUAGAUGUGAUCAGCGACGAUACGUUUGAAUACAUGGCGGGCUCUGACAUGACGUACGGUGGUUUUAACUGGAAAUUAAACUUCCGCUGGUAUCCUGUCCCCCAGAGAGAGAUGGACCGGCGAAAAGGGGACAGAACCAUUUCCGUUAGGACACCAACUAUGGCAGGCGGUUUAUUUGCCAUAGACAGGGAUUAUUUUGAAGAGAUUGGAACUUACGAUGCAGGAAUGGAUAUUUGGGGAGGAGAGAACCUGGAGAUGUCUUUUAGGAUAUGGCAGUGCGGUGGCUCUUUGGAGAUCAUUACCUGUUCUCACGUUGGCCAUGUAUUCCGUAAAGCCACCCCAUACACAUUCCCUGGUGGCACCGGGCAUAUCAUCAACAAGAACAAUCGACGCCUAGCAGAGGUCUGGAUGGAUGACUUCAAAGAUUUCUUCUACAUUAUAUCACCAGGAGUUGUUAAAGUGGAUUACGGAGAUGUGUCGGCAAGAAGGCGCCUGAGGGAGAGACUGAAGUGUAAAUCUUUCUCCUGGUACUUGGAAAACAUUUAUCCUGACUCCCAGAUCCCAAGGCAUUACUAUUUACUUGGUGAGAUUAGGAACGUUGAUACUAACCAGUGCCUGGAUAAUAUGGGGCGGAAAGAGAAUGAAAAAGUCGGCAUCUUCAAUUGCCAUGGCAUGGGGGGAAAUCAGGUAUUCUCCUAUACAGCAGAUAAAGAGAUCAGGACGGACGAUCUAUGUCUCGAUGUGUCAAGGCUGAAUGGUCCAGUUGUGAUGCUUAAGUGUCAUCACAUGAGAGGGAACCAGUUGUGGGAAUAUGAUGUCCAGAGGCUUACACUACGACAUGUAAAUAGUAAUCAAUGUCUGGAUGAGCCAACGGAGGAAGAAAAAAUGGUUCCCACCAUGAAGGACUGCAGUGGAGUCCAAUCGCAACAGUGGGUGCUACGCAACAUGACACUGAGUACUUAAUGGUGGAAGAAACGUCACCGAUUUAUUUCAUUGCUAUUCUUACUUUUGAUACAAAAUCUAUAAAGAACUCACGGCUCUCAGUGAUCAGGCGUGAACUAAAACACGUUGUGCAAGCUUUUUGACUGAAUGGUUGAAAACAUAUUAAGCAUUACUCAUAUCUCAACUGGGCAUGUCAUGUGCCCACACUAAAUUUGCAUUUGCUUUUGGAGAAAGUACAUUAUAAAUAGCAUGAUGCGUGCUAUUGCUCAAGCUAUAAAAACACUUCCAAUGAUUCAGCUGACUUAAAUCCACAAUGUUGAAACCACGAAAUGCAGAUAGUGGUUUAUAUAAAAGAUAGACACAAAGUGCCUUUCUUAUUUUCUCCUGAGAUGCUGCCUGAUCCGCUGAGUUACUCCAGCACUUUGUGUCCAUCUUUGACUUAAAUCCACAGUCUCCUAAUGAACCGCACUGAAAAGUAAAUUACCUAAUAAUGUCAUUGCAAAUUCGUUUGGGAAUAGCUGUGUGGUCAGAUGCCUUAAAAUAAUAGUUGAAAUUAAUUAAAGGUAUUUUUGAGAGCAAAAACAAUAUCUAAUUACUGUCAAAAUGUUUGAAACAUUCCUUAAAUUAAGUCAAUGUUAUUUGGUACCUUAGUUUCUGUAACUGAUUUAAUGUUACUAUUGAUUAUCAAGAAAUAAAACCAUGUUUUUGGUGAAUAAAUUUAUUGAAACAAUCCAGAACCCAGUGCUCAUAUUCAUGACAGUAUAGAAAACAAUUCUAUUUACACCUAAAUACCAUUUAAAUAUCAGUCACUACUCGGUGAGAAAAUUCAAAAAUCACAGCAUAGAUUAUUGGUAAGAAAAUAUCAGAAUGUAUUAUUAACAGCUUUAUAUUUUUAAAUGGAAUCCCUGUUUAGAUGAUGUAAAUGUUAGUAUUUAACAAUUUUGGCUUUUAAUUUACAGUUUUAAAAUAAAUCUAAGAAUUUUAGGUUAAUAAAGUAUGUAAUAAAAGUGAAUACUGAUGGGUCAAAAAUGCUGUAGAUAUUUUAAGUCACAUUUAUUAGAAAUAGCAAUUCAGUAAAAUCAUCCUUUACUUAUUUUGUUUGAUGCCUCGUUUGGUACAGUAACCAGCCACUUCUUUAUUUAGUUUGGUUGAAAGCAAAGGGAAUAAUGCUGCUUCCAGCUCCAAGGCAUGCAUAAGACCAAUUAAUUCCACACCAUAUUAUAAAUAGUAAAGCCUGACCAAUAUCCAUAAGAUGUUCGCUGUUGUUUCUUCAGGAAUAUCCUUAAGAUGCUGUGAUUGUAUACUUUGCUGUAAAUUAAGCUAUUUGUACAUUUUUGUAGAAAUUAAAUUUUAUGGAAAAUC